Messenger RNA from Closterium sp. Naga37s-1, 1289 nucleotides. NCBI's taxonomy places the organism in Eukaryota, Viridiplantae, Streptophyta, Zygnematophyceae, Desmidiales, Closteriaceae. The record is from the annotation of a GenBank genome assembly.
AGUGGAGAGCGGGGAGGGCGAGGGGGAGGAUCACAUCCUAUUGGAACGAUGGAGGGGCUUCAAUGCUUGCAUCACCCAUCUACCCCCUGCUCCCGCUCUCUGUCUCACUUCCCCUUACGCUUCCUUCUCCUCACCACCUUCUCCCUUCCCCUCUCGUCCCUCCAGCAUGCACACCCAUGACACGGCGUAGAGUGGAGAGCGGGGAGGGCGAGGGAGAGGAUUACAUCCUAUUGGCCAGCGAUGGAGGGGCGUCAGUGCCCGCCUCAGCAGCAGCAGCGCCUGCUGUGGUGCACAAGCCGGCAGACACGGACUCACUGGCAGUGAAAGAGCAGUUCAUUCACUGCAAGUAUGUGGUAACGGCGCCCCCUCGACCGCAAUGCACCACCUCCACACAGCAGUCGCCUUAUGCGAUGUGCCAUGUGUCAACAGCAGCACUCUCCCCUCGUACUGUGUAUUCCCCUCCCCGUUACUUAAAUUUCAACCUUCCCCCUUUUCCCCCUUCCCUCCUCCCCAUGUCACCAUGCCACCACCCGUCCAUGCCACCACCCGUCCAUGCCACCACCCGUCCAUGCCACCACCCGUCCAUGCCACCACCCGUCCAUGCCACCACCCGUCCAUGCCACCACCCGUCCAUGCCACCACCAGUCCAUGCCACCACCCGUCCAUGCCACCACCAGUCCAUGCCACCACCCGUCCAUGCCACCACCAGUCCAUGCCACCACCCCACCAUCUUCCAGUAUGUGGAGCCCUGCUUCCCCGCGCCCACCACCGACACCCCCUUCGACGGCACUCCACCACCUGCGAGCAGCAGUCGCCUCCUGCGAUGUCGCUCUGCCGUUCCGGCUCCUGCGACGUGUGCUAAGAGAACAUAUGUGGAGCGCCGUUACCAAGCGCCCGCCACCGACAACCCCUUGACCGCGCUGCACCACCUGCAAGCAGCUGUUGCCUCCUGUGAUGUGCGCUCCGCCUUCCGCCUCCUCGUCACCGCGCCCGUCGACGUCAACGCUGACGUGGUCGGGGUCGUCGCCAGCACGGCGCCAGCUGGACCGGGGACCACAAGAGGCAGUGCGGGGAGAAGGGGGCAGAGGCUGCUGCAUGUGGCGUGUGAGAGGGGCAACGAGGCGAUGGUGGAGCUGCUGCUGCUGUGGGGGGCGGUGGUGAAUGUGACCGAUGGUGAGGGCCGGACGCCCAUGCAAGUGGCGCUGCAGCAUGGCAACCAUGGAUGCUCCAAGCUGCUUGCUAGCAGGUGUGUAGUGCCUCCAAAGGUGGGACAGACAGUGUUGAUGUAG